AUGGAAAUCCACGACUAUACUUGGAUCUUUGCUGUAGGCAUGGUGGUGGCCUUUGCCGAUGCUUUUGGUAUCGGUGCUAAUGAUGUGGCCAAUUCAUUUGCCACUUCAGUCUCUUCAGGCUCACUGACACUGGUGCAGGCUUGUAUUGUCGCUUGCUUUACUGAAUUCUUGGGUGCUGUAUUACUCGGUGCUGAAACUGCUGAAACCAUCAAAGGCGGUAUUUUAGCAAUCGAUCACUAUGUUCAACAGCCAGAAAUGCUCAUGCUGGCCAUGUUCUGUGCUCUUUGCGGUUCUGCUACUUGGGUAUUAACAGCUUCUCGCUUUGGAUGGCCCGUCAGUACAACUCACUCUAUUGUGGGUGCCAUCAUUGGUGUUGGUAUCUCUUCAUUUGGUGCCAACUCGAUUGAUUGGGGUUUCAGUGGUGAUUUCACUGGUGUUGCUCAAAUUAUCACUUCAUGGUUCCUCUCGCCUAUUGCCGCUGGUGUCGUUGCUGCCAUCAUUUACAUGAUCACUAAAUAUGCCAUCUUGAGGCGUGUUGAGAGCUUCAAGUGGGGCAUUCGUUUGGUUCCCGUCUACUUUUUCUUUACUGCUGGUAUUGAAGCAUUCUACAUCAUCUACAAGGCGCCAGGCGGUGGAUCAAAGCACAUGAACAUUGGCACUAUUGUUGGCAUUGCUAUUGGUGUCGCUGCUGGCUGUGCUGCUUUUGGCCAAUUCUGCUUCUGUCCCUGGGUUGUUCGCAAGAUCAAAGGAAGAGAAGUGCUCAAGUUGCACCACAUGUUUUACAUCUUUCUUGUCAAGAAGCAACCUACUAUUGAAGAAAUCACUGAAGCCGAAAACCGCGUCAACUCUCGUCCUGCCUCUAUUCGAUCUGGUGCCCAUCUUGACGACGAGGCUGCUGUUGACAACGAAAUGCUUUCUCCUGGCGAAGUGAACGAGAAAUUGAAGCAAUUGAACUCUGAUGCUGAAGUAACUCAAAGCGAAAACGUCGUCUCUGCCGUUAAUGUACCUGAAAGCAAGGGCAACUGGCUCACUACCAGAGUUACCGAGUACAAGACCAAGUUUGUUGGUGCAGCUAUGAAUGGUCUCCGUCAAGAUGUUCGCAACUUGGACAAUGAUAAACUCGCUCACGUCCAUGCCAACGCUGAACUCUUUGAAGAUGAUGCUGAAUAUCUCUUUUCUUUCUUGCAAGUCAUCACUGCUUGUAUGGCUUCCUUUGCUCAUGGCUCCAAUGAUGUAUCCAAUGCUGUUGGCCCCAUUUCAUCCAUUUAUGAGAUCUGGUCCACUGCCCAAGUCGAUGUUAGUGGUAAGGUGCCAAUUCCUGUCUGGAUUCUCGUUUAUGGUGGUGUUGCAAUCGAUUUUGGUCUUGCUAUCAUGGGCUAUCGUGUGAUGCGCGCUAUGGGUAACAACAUUACCUAUUUCACUCCCUCUCGUGGUUUCUGUGCCGAAUUAUCAGCUGCUCUUACUGUGCUCACAUGCUCUCAACUUGGCUUACCUGUCUCUACCACUCAUUGUAUUACUGGUGCAUCUGCAGCAAUUGGUCUCUGUAACACUAAUGGCUGGAAGGCUGUCAAUUGGAAAAUGCUUGCUUGGUGCUGGUUCUCUUGGUUCCUUACUCUUCCAGCUGCAGGUCUCGUUGCUGGCCUUCUCUUUGCUCUCUUGGCUAAUGCACCCAAAUUUGUUUAA
Mucor velutinosus is the source of this 1683-nucleotide messenger RNA. RefSeq lists its product as uncharacterized. The transcript has a single exon. The record is from RefSeq and is a predicted model, not a curated record. Lineage: Eukaryota; Fungi; Mucoromycota; Mucoromycetes; Mucorales; Mucoraceae. Gene Ontology annotation, biological process: phosphate ion transmembrane transport. Bases 1 to 1683 code for a protein of 560 amino acids. Gene Ontology annotation, cellular component: membrane.